GGGGUGGGACAGACCCGUAUACUAUUUAAAAAUCUGCAAUCUUUCCUUUAAAUCAGGGACACAGAGAAGAACCAAAGUGUUCUUACAUAAUAGGAGAGGACUUGCUGGGGAGCAGUCGUUUGUGAAGGCGUCAGAAAGCGGAAGCAAGAAAGACGUCGGUGGUUCUACCUCUGCGGUUUAUCGCCGCAGAUUUGAGCCGAGAUGAGAUAGGCUACAGCUUGUCGCUAUUUGUCCUUCUGUCAAGACUCAGCCAGCUGCCAGUUUCUCUUCAUUUUCACUUCUUCAGUACUUCUUUUUUAGAAGUGCGCGUAGCUGUGGUUUUCAACUUUAAUUCGAGAGGUGAAAAAAAGGACGCACUUUUCUCAGAAACCGCGGCUGAUCGACAUAAACGGCAAAGGAUGUGAGUUGUGGAACGAUCUGCAUUAGAGCCGUUUAGACGAGAAGAAAACCGGGCGGUAAAAAAAAAAUAAAAAUAAAAAUGAAGCUGCUUGCAUGUUAAACCUGUUUUCAACUUUUCGUUGAAAUACUUGAACCAGCGGAAAACACUUUGAUAUGGGAGACGUGAGGCGUUUGCAUCUGUCAAGUUAAAACUCAAGCAGAAAACAGAGAUGGGAAGCUCUGCUCUGCUCACAGGGUUGAUAGCUGGAUUGUUUUUGUGGAUUUCUGUUGCACAUGCAGACACCACAGAUGAUGGGGCGCUGCUGUGUACAUGCAUUAAUGACAAAGGCACAUGUAAGAAUGGAACGUGCAGAGGAGACUACUGUUUUUAUACGUUGGUGAACGACCUUGAGGAGCGGGGCUGUUUCACUAAUAACCACAGAGAGCAGUGCUACACCUCCUUUAAGGGCUUCUUUGUCCAGUGCUGCAAAGAGGAGAAGUGCAACACCUUCAUUACACCACCUUCAGUCAUAACUGGGACGCCGACAACAACGUCCCCAGAAGCCCAUCGUCCAGAGCUGUGGAUCACUGUGUCCUUGCUGUUCUUAUUUGUUACUACCUGUGCCUGUGGCCUGAUGUUACUCCUGCGCUUCCGACGCACAGCCUGCAGACAGCGAGAUCCUGAAAGCCAUGAUGUCAAAAUACUCAAAGUCCCCAGUGGAGAUGACCCCACAUAUGGCAAUAUCUAUGAUGAGUUUUGUACAUCUGGGAGUGGGACAGGGCUUCCAUAUCUGGUCCAAAGAACUAUGGCCAGACAAAUCUCACUUGUGGAGUGUGUCGGCAAAGGCAGGUAUGGAGAGGUCUGGAGGGGAACGUGGAUGGGGGAGAGUGUAGCUGUCAAGAUUUUCUCCUCUAGGGAUGAGCACUCCUGGUUUAGAGAGACAGAGAUCUACAAUACUGUACAGCUACGACACGAUAACAUACUGGGUUUCAUAGCCUCCGACAUGACAUCCAAGAAUUCCAGUACCCAGCUGUGGCUCGUCACCCACUAUCACGAGCUUGGCUCGCUCUACGAUUUCUUGCAGUACAGCAGCUUGGACCCGGAGAGCUGCUUGAGGAUGUGCCUGUCUGUGGCCUGCGGCCUGGUCCACCUCCACACUGAGAUCGUUAGCUCCCAGGAAAAGCCAGCUAUUGCCCACAGAGACCUGAAAAGCCGAAACAUCCUGGUAAAACGCAACGGACAGUGCUGCAUCGCUGAUCUCGGAUUAGCUGUCAUACACUCCCAGUCCCAUGACUACCUCGAUGUGGGCAAUAACCCUCGUGUGGGGACCAAGCGCUACAUGGCCCCUGAGGUGCUGGAUGAAACUAUCCGCGUGGAUGUUUUUGAGUCCUAUAAGCAAACUGACAUCUGGGCUCUUGGGCUGGUCUUCUGGGAAAUUACCCGCAGGACUGCUGUCAAUGGCAUUGUGGAAGAUUACCGUCCACCCUUCUUUGACCUGGUGCCCUCAGAUCCCAGCUUUGAGGAGAUGAAGAAGGUGGUGUGUGUGGACCAGCAGAGGCCCAGUCUGCACAACAGACUCCAUUCACACCCUAUAUUGUCAGCCAUUGUAAAGAUCAUGAAGGAGUGCUGGUACCAGAACCCAACAGCCCGCCUCACAGCAUUGCGAAUAAGGAAGACUCUCUCCAAACUGGAUCACGACAGUGACUUCAGCAUUGAAAAACUCAAGCGGGACGUGUAGACUAGAACACUGAGAUGAAACGGGGACACCAGACUGAAAAUACCAGAAGAGAUUUUGCACCACAUUACAGCAAAUCAAAGGCAUAUCAUUAUCAUAUUCUGAACUAAUCACUGACACAGUAACCAUUAAAACAUAUGGCUUUGUGUAGCAGCAUCUCGAGUCUCUUGCACCAAAUGUUAUACUUUUUGCAUAAGCAAAUUUUCAUUGAUUCUUCGUACCUCUGAAUGAGGGGCCUGUGUUUAUAUUUAUUGCCUUCAGCUAGUAAAAGUUUAGGUCAAAUAUUUCUAGUUAUCACACACUCAGGCUUUUACUCAUUGUCUAAUUCUCUCAUUGUUGUGACAGAAUGGAAAAGCAUUCUUUUAGGUAUAAUGUGAACUUUCACAGAAUGACCAAUGCGCCUUAAAUCCAUCCAUCCAACCUCUUCCGCUUAUCCUGUGCAGGGUCGCGGGUGCGCCUUAAAACCACUAAUAAAAUACAGGAAAUAUUUAAGUAUUUACACACUCAAGGUAAGUACAUUACCUGCCCUGCAAGUAUAUUUAACUUAACUAUACAUUUGUUAUCUACACAUAAAAAAUAUUGAGUUAUUUAGCUGUAAAUACUUUUACAUUUGAAUUUUACAGUUGAAUUUUAUGUCUUCUAUCACCAUUGUAUUGUAAAUAUAUUUCAGGAGAGAUAUUGUUUUUUAUUAUUCAACAGUAAGACUAUGUUAAUGUUACUUUUUAAUCACACAACUUUAAAAAAAAAAUUAAUACAUUUUUGUAAGCCUGAACUGUACCACCACAAUCACUAUGAUCAGUAAAGGAAUUCACAUACAUGUAAUAAAGUAUUUCUUGAAUAAAGGAUUGUAUUUUUCAAA
This is a messenger RNA of Archocentrus centrarchus (flier cichlid), 2973 nucleotides long. It is a transcript of the gene acvrl1, whose product is annotated as activin A receptor like type 1. Gene Ontology annotation, cellular component: BMP receptor complex; plasma membrane. Gene Ontology annotation, molecular function: ATP binding; transmembrane receptor protein serine/threonine kinase activity. NCBI's taxonomy places the organism in Eukaryota, Metazoa, Chordata, Actinopteri, Cichliformes, Cichlidae. The transcript has 10 exons. Bases 609 to 2117 code for a protein of 502 amino acids. The record is from RefSeq and is a predicted model, not a curated record. Gene Ontology annotation, biological process: angiogenesis; transforming growth factor beta receptor signaling pathway; protein phosphorylation.